UGACGCCCUUGCAUUUUACUGCGCUCACUUGCUACAGGGCAGGGAACUUUAGGCUUUACUUUGGACUGUUGGUUUGGGGGGUUGCGCGGGGCUAUAAAGCUCAAAUCGCAGCCUGGUAAAGAAGGCUUUUUGUUCAAGGAUUUGAUUGCUACGGGGAUAUUUCAUAUUGUGUGUAUGUGGUGAAAAAGUUGACGAUCGAACAACGAAACUCUCGCCGGAUUGUCAAAAUUGGUCAUCUAUCGGUGAACGGGCCGAUCUGCUGUUUUGGCAAGCGCAAUACAAACAUGCCUCGACAGUUGCCAAUUGGCAAGGGAAUGGACCGUUUGAUGCGUGUGUCGUAUACAUUUUUUGAUACACUUCUUUCGUGCGGGAUCCUCGUCGCUGCAGUUUGCAAUGCCGGAUGGGGGUGGGCUUUAUGUGGAGUCUUUAGUGCGGUAUUUCGAGGAAUCUUGUUGGUAUGGGACCAAGUGAAAUCCGACAAACGUCGAAAUCUGGACCCCAAUGUGACGUGGACGCCCACUGAAGAAGAGGUCAACAGAAUGGAAAAGGGCUUGUGCGCGCCCAUCAUCCAGCCCCUAUUUACAGGAGCUCUUGAGAAGGCAUUCAACGCCCGAACGCGAGCACAGUCUGUACCUGUCAUUUUCUCGAGGCUUGAACAACUCGAUGAAAUAGUCGUCGAUCCACCAAAAGAUGUCAAAGUGGAAUUGGAGGUGGAGGUGGUAGUGGAAGUGCCGAGGCGAUAUGAGAGGGAUUUUCUACUGUCGCUGCGACCCCGCGCUACGGACAUGAAGCCGUUUUUGCCGGUGGUGGAGGGUGUGACGACGAAACUGUCAGCGAGCAAAACGGCUAUCGCAAACCGGGAUGAACGCCGGACCCGAGAGUCAACGCCGCCGAAACCAAAUGUCAUGACAUUGCAAACGUCAACUUGCACCAAUGUUCCCCCCAAAGCUAGUCCCGGCGGCCUGCCAUCUACGUCCGCACCGAUAAAUCCGCUCCUUACCAUCCCACAAGGCCCAUCCGAUCCACCCCUCAUCAUCCCAGAUCGCCGCUGGGCAACAACUGGCAAAUCCACUCCAACCCCAUCUACUCCCGCAACCUUUUCCAUCCUCACAUGGAAUAUCUUAGCGCCAACCUACUGUACCCCCGACAAAUUCCCCUAUGCGCAAAACAUUCCUUGGCUUCGCCGGAAACAAGCCAUCCUCUCUGAACUCGCCCAUCAUCACCCAGACAUUGUCUGCCUCCAAGAAUUGCCACAAAACGAUUUCACCGGGUUCUUUGCCCCCGCUUUGCAUGCCCAAGGAUACCGCGGCGUCUUCCGCGGCAAGAACCGUUCCGACGACCAAGAUGAUGGAUGUGCCACAUUUUGGAAAGUCGACCGAUUUCGAUUGGUCGAGUGUUCAACAUUUGCUUUUCCAGAACUCGUCUCCAACCUCAAUGGUCUGGAUACCCACCCCGAACCCAUUGACCGACCCCCCACACCCUCACACGACCUCAAACUUGACCUUCUCCGCUUCCCAAACACAGCCAUCAUCACUACCCUCAAAUGCGUCCAUACAAACCGAAAGCUGAGGGUCGUCACCACACAUUUACACUGGAACCCCCGCGACGAGCGAACCAAACUCCUACAAGCCGGAUUACUGAUGGACGUCUUGAAUCGAUGCCAGGCUGCUGACGAUACCCGACAGCCAUCCUUCAAAACACCCCUGGACGAUAAAAAUCGUGGGACGGCCGUACCCAUCGUCCUAGCUGGGGAUUUGAAUUCAAUGUUUGGUGAACACGUUAUGCAGUUCCUCGUCAAUGGUUCCGUUAAUGUGGGCUCAAAAGAUUUUGGAUGGGUGGACAAAGACUAUGGGACUUUUUCGCGUCCAGCGGCUUCACCCGUACUCGCCAACACAUUCACUCUUCAACCAGCGUACCCACGAGCCCUUCUCCCAUACACGAACAAAACACCAACAUUUACGGGCACAAUAGAUCACAUACUGUUCUCACCGGAUAGUCUCUAUGUCCACGAUACUCUUGGUCCAGUCCCAGGUAAAUACAUGGACUCUUUGCAAGCCUUGCCCUGCAAAGGAUUCUCGAGCGAUCAUGUUCUGCUCUGUGCCGUAUUGGGGUUCAAGGGGGCGGGAGGUAAAAAGGGCAGAAAGAGAAAGGGAAAGGCUGGGAAGGACGUUGAUAUGAUUGUUACCGGUGGAGACAAGAGCCGUGGAAAGGUGGACAAAGUCGUGGUAGAGAACGAGCGAACACCUAUUGCUCAGUCCUCUGCAAAUCACCGCCGUCCAAGUUUUCCUAAACCCGAAGCAUGUCCCACACAUGCCCAUCCUAAGCAAUCCGGCGUGCGCCCUGAUACACCACCAAAUGGAGCUCUCCGUAAACACCCACCCGACCUUGGCCAUCGAGCCGGCAAAGGCCGAGGCAAACGAGACCGGAUGCAAAAAAGACCGGGUGCAGUGGCCUGUCUGUGAUGGAAUAUAAUUGGGAUCUGUAUCUCGUUUUGGUACAAAUAUACAUUAUUUUCCCACAUAAAAAUCACC
Molecule: messenger RNA, 2531 nt
Organism: Spizellomyces punctatus DAOM BR117
Lineage: Eukaryota; Fungi; Chytridiomycota; Chytridiomycetes; Spizellomycetales; Spizellomycetaceae
Exons: 4
Coding region: 285-2462 (725 amino acids)
Molecular function (GO): 3'-5'-RNA exonuclease activity
Source: RefSeq, a predicted model, not a curated record